GGCAUAUCCUAAUUGUGUAAAAUACCGUUGCCAUAAUUAGUUGAUGGUUCGUUAUUUUGAACGUUAUUGCUUCCUUGUAGAAUUUGUAUUUUAUUAGUCUUUCUAUUCAUUUGUUAGUUAAAUUUUGACAGUUCAUUCAUAAAAAGUGAUAGAAAAAGUUUGUAAUGGCUCCUCGAGAAACAACCAGAUCAACACCAAAAGUACAGCGUGCUAUUGUUAAAUCCAGCACGAAAAAGUUAAAAUCAACUCCGACAUCGGCUAUAAAAAAGACCAUGUCAUCCGUGACUGCCAAAAAAGUAACUGAGAAGACUGCUCUUAAAAUUAAUAACAAGACAAUGGAGAUGAGACCACGGACUAGCACAGUCCCUAAAGUCUCCACACCGAAGCCCAAAGAGAAUAAAUCAGUACCACUCCCAAGCAGUGUCACAAAGAGUGCCAAGAAAACAACUUGGAAACGAAGACCUAAACCUGCACAUUCUGGAGUACCCGUGCCUGAAAAGAUGAAGAGAUUAUUUGAGAAACAAUUGCAGUCAGCCGAUUGCAGUUUCUGAUCAUCAUUACUUAUUUUUUAAUUAUGUAACUGGUGAAGUACAUUGACAUAAAUGAUUGUCAAAUUAUACAUAAAAUAUAAGACAGAAUAUAGGACACAGUUUUAAAAUGAAAUGGGAUUAGAAAUUUCAGUUUAACACUGUUUUCUAAUGUUUAGACAACAUUAGUUGCAAACAAAUGUAGUCAUAAUGUUCAUUAAACAUAAGGUCCAUAGUAUCUAUAAUGUCAAUAUAUACAUCUUUAGAACAAUAACUUGUUUUUACAUACAAACAUACAUACAUCUUAAGUAUCUCACUGCUAUCUACACUCAUGUAAUUUUUUAUAGCUUUAUGGCUUUGUAUUAUCCUUGACCAGCCAAUCUCAUUUACUGUCACUCUUCUGUUUAAUAGUUUUAAUUCUUAAAAUAAAUUUAUUCAAUAGAAUAGAAUAAAUGCUGUGGUAUUUCUUACUUAUUGUGUAGAUUCAGAAAGAUAUAGUAAUAAGACACAAGUUGCUGUAUAGCAAAGGCUGGAUAUUUCACUCCUGUGCUUAUAGACAAAUGGUACAUAGGUACCAUUAUUUAAAAAUAAAAAAUAUUUGAAAAUAGAAUUCUUGGAACAGCUAUUUUAAAAUAUUUUUUUAUUUUAUUCUAAUCCCACCUGAUUAAAUCUAGAAUGACUUUAAAGCAAAUAGUAAUUUGGUUUUUAAUUAGGUAAGUAAUUAUCUUUAAUAAGGGCUGUCACAUUUUGUUUAAAAAUGGAAUAAUUUGUUCAUGCCUUUAUGUUCUAGGAAUAUGACUGAAUGAUUUCUUUAUUGAAAUUGUUACUAGUUACUAAUGUUGCAAUUAAAAAGUAAUUUUUAAUUUUCGUAAUUGUACAAAAUACUUAGUAAUUUAGUAGAGUGAUAAAAGUGACUAUUGAAGAAAUGAAUCAGUGUGAAUGAUUACUAAUAUUGUACCAUGUGCUACAGCAUGUUGCGAGUGACAGUUUCAGUCAUGUUUCACUCUUGAAAUUUGUCGAGAUUUGGAAAUUAUGACUUAGUAUUUCAGCUAUACCACAUUCAUAAUAUAUUAAAUCAUUAAUAACUGUAGUAUGUUAAAUUUAACCAGAAUGUUCUAGUCUACUAUACAUAUAAAUGAAAUUGGAGUGUCUGUUUGUAAAAUUGAAAUAGCUGUUUUUUACUA
Molecule: messenger RNA, 1711 nt
Organism: Achroia grisella
Lineage: Eukaryota; Metazoa; Arthropoda; Insecta; Lepidoptera; Pyralidae
Exons: 2
Coding region: 165-551 (128 amino acids)
Source: RefSeq, a predicted model, not a curated record